Messenger RNA from Pogona vitticeps (central bearded dragon), 3884 nucleotides. The record is from RefSeq and is a predicted model, not a curated record. NCBI's taxonomy places the organism in Eukaryota, Metazoa, Chordata, Lepidosauria, Squamata, Agamidae.
GAGAUAGACACUUGUUACCAACAGGGAAGAGUUAGACACGAAUAAAGCAAGGCUGCAUUGCCCGCUCCCGGAUCCUUCUCCCGGGGAUGCCUGCCUUCGGCAACACGCGCUCGCUCGCCCGGGCACGGGAGUAGGCAGUGCCCAGACUGACUAACCCCAGCUCCCGAAAUUUGUCAUGUCAGGAAGGGGAGGAGGAUCUUCCGCCCGGCUCUCGCUUUCGCCGCCGAGAGAGAAGCCCCCGAGCCCGCGGCGGCCGCCGCCUCCCGGACCAUCGCGCGCUCUCCUGUUGGCCCGCGUCGAGACCCGCGUUUGCGGUCGUGUGGAAGCGCCUCGCUGGAGCGGGUGGGGGCGGGAGCCUCGCCUCGCCCGGCGCGCUCGCCCACCCGGCCGAGUCCGAAGCCAGCCGCUGGAAAACAACUCAGAUUAAAUAUGUGGGGGUGACUGCUUGAAGAAGAGACACGGAGCCUCCGUCUUGCUCCAGCAUGUCCCUCUGUACGUCGUCGCACAAGGAAUGCCCUCCGUUGCCAUCUCUUCAGGACCUCGGCUGCAGCAAAACAGACGGGAAAGGCUCCCUCUCUGAGCUGAACUCCAGUGUCAUCCCCUUCAGCUGCAGCCAGUCUGCUUUGACCGUUGAGCACAGUUCAAUCUACAUCCCCUCGUCUUACAUGGAAAGCCGGCCCGAUUACUCAGCCAUGGCUUUCUACAGCCCCACCAUGAUGAACUAUAACAUCCCCAGCAAUUACAGUGAUUCGGAGAGCGCCCCCUUAAGGCAGACGGCCAGUCCAGGCAUGUUGUGGCCUGGUCCCGGUCACAUCUCGCCCUUGACUUUACAUUGCCAGUCAUCGGUUUUAUAUGCGGAGCAACCCAAAAGCCCGUGGUGUGAAACAAGACCCGUGGAUCACGUCCUGCCUAUGCACAGAGAGACACUGAAAAGGAAAGCUGGUAGUACUGACUGUACCAGCCCAAUCACAAACAGUCCCAGCUCAAAAAGGGAUGCUCAUUUCUGUGCCGUGUGCAGUGAUUAUGCCUCCGGGUACCACUAUGGUGUUUGGUCCUGUGAAGGCUGCAAAGCCUUCUUCAAAAGAAGCAUCCAAGGACACAACGAUUAUAUAUGCCCGGCGACGAAUCAAUGCACAAUAGAUAAAAAUAGGCGCAAAAGCUGUCAGGCUUGCCGGCUACGGAAAUGCUACGAAGUAGGAAUGAUGAAAUGCGGUUCAAGAAGAGAACGUUGUGGGUAUCGUAUUAUACGCCGCCAUCGGAACACGGACGAUCCCAUGCACUGUGUAAGCAAAGUGAAAAAGAACAAUGAAACCAUGAUUCAGAUGAAGGAGAUCCUUGUCAAUGCCUUGACUCCAGAACAAUUUGUUUCCAUCUUACUUGAAGCUGAGCCACCAAAUGUGCUAGUGAGUCGACCCAACAAGCCAUUCACGGAAGCUUCCAUGAUGAUGUCCUUGACGAAACUGGCCGACAAAGAGCUGGUCCAUAUGAUUGGUUGGGCCAAAAAAAUUCCUGACAUGUUUCCACUCGCCCCCACUGCGGAAGAACCUGAAAGCAGCAGAAAGCUGAACCACCUGCUCAAUUCUGUGACGGAUGCUUUGGUGUGGGUUAUAGCAAAGAGUGGGAUCCCUUUGGCCCAACAGACCACCCGUUUGGCAAACCUGCUGAUGCUGCUUUCACACGUCCGGCAUGCAAGCAACAAAGGGAUGGAGCACCUUCUCAGCAUGAAGUGUAAGAACGUCGUACCUGUUUACGAUUUGCUACUGGAAAUGCUGAAUGCCCACACGGUCCGAAGCCACAGGAAAACACCCAUCUCCAACGAUGAAGACAAUCCACCUCCGCACACGGACAUUACAGAUGGAGCACAAAUGUGAUUUUGCAAUGAACUGGAAAAUAAAUUAAAAAUGGAGGGAGGGGUGAAGAUUAAAAGUCGAGGCUGUUUGUUUCGUUAUCUUUCAGAAAGAAGACACUGGUAUCUUUGUAACCAUUUAUAUUGGAUCACACAUGGAACUGUUCUGGAAAAACCUCGCAUGGCUGGCAUCGAAUGAACUGUUUAUGAUCCUGGCUUUAUCAAAUGUUGCACUUUUGAAGUGCCUUCUAGAGGAGACUGUUGACGCGCCCAUAUGAGCCUUAUUGCUUUAUGAUACCCUAGCUGAGGGUAGCCUUUUUUUUUUUAAAAAAGAGAGGGAAUGACACACAUGCUUACAAACUCACUGCAAAAACUCUAGUGGGACAGGAAACAGGAGCAACUUCUACAGAAUAACUGAUUGAUUUAACAGGAUGCUUUUCAUCAACACGUUCUCCGUAUUAAACCAAGGAAGACGUAGCCUGUUCCCACUGGAAAUGUGUGCUGUUUGCCUUGGUAACUGCAAAAGACAUGAGAAUGUUUCCCUUUUGAAUAUGUAGGGGAUGCUCUGAUAUAACUGAAAGGGCCCAGCUCCUUGAUACAUUGGGACAACAUGGCCCAGAAGCUUCUAAAAAUAGCUCUAGUUUGUACGGACUGUUCUAUCAAUGUUUGCCUUGUUAGAUCUCUGUGUUCAAACACUUGACCGGACGUUUGGGUUGUAAGCUUCGCAACAUGGCUGCCACUGAUGUGAAGGAAUCGUUGCGAUGAAUAUUCAGACUCCGUGAAUGAUUACUGUAUGUUAUGUCUACAGAGGUUCACAGUUAUUAUGGCAAUUAGACAUGAAGAAGGAGAAACAGCGUUGGUAAAUAUGUUCAUUCCGAAAUGAGGAAGAGCACAGCAUAGGAGAAAAGUGAUGUCUUCUGGUGGGCCGCUUAAGGUAUUGGGCGGUAGCAUCUUCAUGCUCUACCAUGUGCUAGUUCGGGGUCUCCACGCAGAGAGCUGUUCCACUCUUAAUGGUCUCCCAGUUCACUUCAGUGGCUGAAGCAGUUUGACGCACAAAAAACGAAAACUGUGCAAAGUUUAGACCAGAGUUUCAACUCCAUAUUAAGAUCUUUAUAGUCUAUUCUGCACAUGUUUUGUACAAUUUUGGUUGGUUAUAAAGAUAUGGCCUUAAAAUAUGGAGUUUGGAAUUUAUUUUGUGCCAAGACAGCUAUUGCUGCUUUUUGUGUGUGUGUGAGUUGUGCACCCCUAUCGUUUAAGUAAAUGUGAAUGCAUCUGUGUGCUACUGUUCUGUAUGCAUAUGACAACCCAUACAUUGCUCUGGAGCUUGUAGAGUGAAGGGCAAAAUGCGUGAAUAUGUUCACCUUUUACAUAAAUGCCACUGGAUGAAGAAGAAAGCUGGGCGCUUGUCUUUCCAUGUCAUUGGAAAACAAUGAAAAUUAUCUCAUACCGUUUGGACAGGAUAUCACAGCUUUCUUUUUAGUGCACAAAAUGUCAAUGGAGAGACAAGGCUGUCCCAUUCCCUAGAUAAUCCUUAAUUAUUAUGGGAACCCAAGGGAAAUUGUUACUGCCUCUUUUGGCUGACACAUCCCCAAAGUUGAUCUAGGUGAGAAUACAUAGCACUUUAAUUACACAUCUGAGUUGAUUCACAGAGUGAAUUGGAUGUCUCUGGUUGUCUUAGGUCGGUUUAGAUGGUCUGUAGGCUUUAAUCUGCUAGUUGAGACCAUCUGUAUUUAGAGUGGGGAGUGAAGGGAUAGUUUCCCUUUUUAAGUACAUAUCUGGAAGCAUCCUCUUUCUCUUCCUUGCCUUAUUAUGGGGAGGAUUUGUGGGCUACCAGGAAGCAGCCAUGGCUAGCUCCUUAGGGCUCAUAGCAUAGGAAUGGUAAACUAACAGGCUGGGCAACAGGAUCUGUUUGUGUAAAGCUGUGAAGACAAUCCAUCUGGGUGGCUGGCUUGAAAGUGUUUUUUUCAUAUCUUAUUUGAGGCAUUUAGAAUACAGUGGUGCCUCACUUACCGAGCGCACCGUUUAACGACGAAUCCGC